GCCAUCGAUCAGUAACCAGCAAGCAAGCGAGGCAUGGCAGCGACCUUCUCCUCCUACGCCCUCGCGGUCGCUCUCCUCUCCCUGCUCGCCGCCAAUGGCUGCUGCGGCUGUCCUGGACUCACGCCUGCGCCAACACCUGCGCCCAUGCCUACACCUACACCUGCGCCCGCUAGCCCCAGCCCUGACCCCGUUACACCUCCACCUGCGCCCGCUACCCCAAGCCCAGGCUCCGGCUCGGGCAGCACCAACGGCUCCUCCGACGGCUGGUUGGAUGCCAAGGCCACCUGGUACGGCGCCCCCGAUGGCGCCGGGCCGUUGGACAAUGGUGGCGCGUGCGGGUUCAAGAACGUGAACCUGCCGCCGUUCAACGCCAUGACGUCUUGCGGAAACGAGCCGAUCUUCAAGGACGGCAAGGGAUGCGGCUCCUGCUACCAGAUAAGGUGCGUGGGCAAGGCUCACCCGGCCUGCUCCGGCGUCCCCGAGACGGUGAUCAUCACGGACAUGAACUACUACCCGGUCGCCCGCUACCACUUCGACCUCAGCGGCACCGCCUUCGGCGCCAUGGCCAAGGAGGGCCGCAACGACGAGCUCCGCCAUGCUGGGAUCAUCGACAUGCAGUUCAAGAGGGUGCCGUGCGAGUACCCGGGGCUGUCGGUGACGUUCCACGUGGAGAAGGGGUCGAACCCAAACUACCUGGCGAUUCUGGUGGAGUACGGGAAUGGUGACGGCGACGUGGCGCAGGUGGACCUCAUGGACGACGGCGAGCCGACGGGGCCCUGGGUUCCGAUGAGGCAUUCGUGGGGCUCCAUCUGGCGUCUGGACACGCGCCGCACGCUGCAGGGGCCCUUCUCGCUGCGGGUCACCAACGGAUCCGGCAGGUCCCUCGUCGCCGAUCAGGUCAUCCCCGCCAACUGGAAGCCGGACGCCGUGUACAGCUCCGCCGUCCAGUUCGAUGAUUGACUGAUCACUCUUCCGCUGAUCCCCAUGGAAAGCAUGCACGCCCAUGCAUGCAUGCAUGGAUUUAUUGUGCCGAGACGUCCAUGCAUGCAUACAUACCAUGUGUGUACUCGUCGUGUGCUACCUUCGUAUUCUCUCUCUCUCUCUCGUCCCACAUACAUAGUGACAACUUUAGUUUCUGGGAUCUGGAGGAGGCAGCUGGUAUGUGCGCCAUAAAUUUCUAUUACACAAGUAUGGUUAUGGAGCAGCUAUCCCUCAAGCAACUAUUAAUUUGUUUGUGGUAUCUGGAGGCGGUUGAUAUACAUGCUAAGCUCUCCCAUCCAUUUCCCGCAUCCAUCCACAAAUUUAUGCAUGUUUGUAAUUUCUCUUGUACUCCCUCCGUUCCUAAAUAUAAGACCUUUUAUAGAUUGCAUUAUAAACUA
Messenger RNA from Hordeum vulgare subsp. vulgare (domesticated barley), 1379 nucleotides. RefSeq names its product expansin-B7-like. The record is from RefSeq and is a predicted model, not a curated record. Gene Ontology annotation, cellular component: extracellular region. Gene Ontology annotation, biological process: sexual reproduction. The transcript has 2 exons. Lineage: Eukaryota; Viridiplantae; Streptophyta; Magnoliopsida; Poales; Poaceae. Bases 34 to 960 code for a protein of 308 amino acids.